AUGUCUGAGGAUUUCAAACUUUUUGAAGUCAGAUUUGAUGAUGAGGGUAUUGAGACACCGACAUCAAAAGCUGAAUUAGGUCAAGAAGACGAGAUCAAAAAGGUUCUAAUUGGAAAGGAAUUACUUUUGAAAAAAAGACAUUAUACAUUAAUCACUCGUAUGAUCGAGGGCAUAAUUCCAGGCGGAACAAAGAAAGAACAACAAAGCAUUUGGUUCCCUUUUUAUACUAUUUCAGCCUUACAAAUUUUAGAAUAUCCGCAAGGUGAAAAAUUCGAUGAAUUUAAAGCCAAAUGUACUAACUUCCUCAAAGACAGAAUCCUUGAAGAUGGAGGAUUCUCAGGAUAUAAACAAGAUUUUACAAAUACGAUUUCAUUAUACGGAGUAAUAAUAGGAAUUAUGGCAAUUAGAACUGAAGAAGCAUAUAAACUUAUCGAUAGAAAGAAAAUUUACGAUUUAUUGAUUUCUCUUAAGCAGCCAGAUGGCUCUUUUCUCGUUUCAAUAGAUGGAGAAAGCGAUAUCCGAUCUACGGAAGUUGCAAUUAUAAUUUCGAAGUAUUUAAACAUUCUUGAUGACAAAAUAUCCGAAAAAACAGCAGAUUACGUUCUUUCAUGCCAAAACUACGAUGGAGGGUUCUCUCCAGUACCACAUUGCGAGUCUCAUGGAGGAUACAUUUACUGUGGCAUUGCAUGCCUUGCAAUACUAAACAGAUUAGAAGAUAUCAACUUAAGUUCUUGUAUACGCUACUUAUCUUCAAGACAAAGCGAAUUUGCAGGUGGAUUCAACGGAAGGACAAACAAACUCGUUGAUACAUGCUACACAUUUUGGAUUGGAGCAACAAUGAGAAUUAUUUGCGAUCAUUUCAAAAUCCCUGAGUUCUGGGAUAAGAACUCCUUGACACAAUACUGUUUAUGCGCAUGCCAGUUCCUUUUCGGAGGUUUUUGCGAUCAUCCACCUUCACAAGCUGAUCCUUUCCAUACUAUCUACACUUUGGCUGGAAUUGGUGUUGCAGGAGACCGUGAAAAAUAUGAAAUACCAGCUGUUGAUCCGUUUUCUGGAGUUCCUCAAGAAUUAUCUCAAAAAUUCCUAAAUUACUUCUUGAAUCUACAAAACUGA
Molecule: messenger RNA, 1113 nt
Organism: Trichomonas vaginalis G3
Lineage: Eukaryota; Parabasalia; Trichomonadida; Trichomonadidae
Product: protein farnesylation
Exons: 1
Coding region: 1-1113 (370 amino acids)
Biological process (GO): protein farnesylation
Cellular component (GO): protein farnesyltransferase complex
Molecular function (GO): protein farnesyltransferase activity
Source: RefSeq, a predicted model, not a curated record